This is a messenger RNA of Raphanus sativus (radish), 770 nucleotides long. RefSeq names its product cytochrome B5. The coding region runs from base 168 to 590 and encodes 140 amino acids. The transcript is spliced from 3 exons. NCBI's taxonomy places the organism in Eukaryota, Viridiplantae, Streptophyta, Magnoliopsida, Brassicales, Brassicaceae. The record is from RefSeq and is a predicted model, not a curated record. Gene Ontology annotation, cellular component: endoplasmic reticulum; membrane. Gene Ontology annotation, molecular function: heme binding.
CAACAUUUUGUACUAUGAUAAGCUAAAGAGGGAAGUUAAUUAAUUAUUAACUUAAUCACUUCACCAGACAAAAAAAAAGUAGUAGGUGAAAGGGCCCAUAUAACAGAUUCCAUUUCUUCCUUCGUACCUUUCGAGAUUUGAUUUUUUUUUGUUUUCAUCGGAGGAGAAUGGGCGGAGACGGCAAAGUUUACACCUUGGCUGAGGUUUCACAGCACACUACCGCCAAGGAUUGCUGGAUCGUCAUCGAUGGCAAGGUUUAUGAUGUGACAAAGUUCUUGGACGACCAUCCUGGUGGUGACGAGGUCAUCUUGACUUCUACAGGGAAAGACGCGACGGAUGAUUUUGAGGAUGUGGGACACAGUUCGACUGCUAAAGCUAUGCUUGAUGAGUACUAUGUGGGUGAUAUUGAUACAGCCACUGUCCCAGCCAAAACCAAGUUCGUUCCUCCUUCUCCUCCUAAGCAAACCGAGUCUAACCAGAACCAGAGCUCGGAUUUCGUCGUUAAGAUCCUUCAGUUCCUCGUUCCUCUUCUCAUCUUAGGCUUGGCUCUCGGUAUCCGUUCUUACACCAAGACUCCUUCUUCUUCUUGAGGACUCUCUAUUGGGGAUAGGUCUUUGAGUGUUUUGCCCAUUUAUCUUAUCUGCCUGUCUUGUAAGACUUCAGAUAUUAUAUUCUUGUUCAGUCAAGUGGAUCUGUUUAUGUCUGAGAAGACCUUUUUGAUUUGAAAAUCAGCUACAUUGUUGUCUUAUAUCAUAUUAUCAUUUGCACAA